Messenger RNA from Mya arenaria, 1776 nucleotides. RefSeq lists its product as uncharacterized. The coding region runs from base 1 to 1239 and encodes 412 amino acids. The transcript has 8 exons. NCBI's taxonomy places the organism in Eukaryota, Metazoa, Mollusca, Bivalvia, Myida, Myidae. The record is from RefSeq and is a predicted model, not a curated record.
AUGAGGGAACUGAGAAUGUCUGGGUGUCUGUUUCACGAUGAUCGGGACAUGUUUGAUCAUAUGCAGCAUGAUCUACAAAAAGCAAAAUGGUUACCACGGAAACAUGCGCACCGGCUUGCCAUGGCCGUGUGCGCUUGUAGGAAAAACAAAUCUUCAUCUCCAAGUGAAAAAGAGUUUAGUGAUGUGAAAUCCAGAAGCCAAGACACAUUGAAUCUCCUUGCCGAAGAUUCGGGUUCGUUUCAUCCCGCGUCACACAGUUUUCUCUGCGAUGCAAUUGAGUCAGCUAGUCCUACUGAUCACAGUCGUUUCAUGUUGAUGAAGGUACUUGUUCAAGCGCAGCAGAAUGAUUGGUCACUCUUGUUCAGACAGAAUAUCUGCUCCAAUAAAUCCAUUUCUGAACGAGAGAUUCAGAGAGAAGUUAACAAGAAGAAAAAGCUUACAGAACAACAGAAGGAAAUCAUAAAACAGAAAAGGAUAAAGAAAAUGAAGAAACUUGAUUCAACUGAAAUAACUCUGUCAAUAUAUCCAGGAAACAUGAAAAAGCUUGAAAAGGAGAUUGGAAGUGGCUUGCACCAGUUUGCAAGAAAAAAGGACACUUACAUUGAGUUUCAGGCACAGGUUAAUUCUGUAAAUAUGGCUGCAAAUAAGCAAAGCACUGUAUUAAAAGUUUGGGGUAAUCUGGAGGACGUAUCUUGCCUCCACUCCCUGCUUGAAGCAAGUGCUUGCAAGGUGCAGAAAGAAAUGGAUGAUCUCAGAGAAGUAAAAAUUAGAGCAAUGUCAGAAAAGAAGAAGCAAAAAGCCUUGAAUCGUAUAGUAGCUGAACAAAAGGAUCAUGUAUACAGGGAUCUCGUUGAAAAUUCAAAGGAAUUGAAGGAAGAUGACUUUGUUUUGAAGGCUCACAAGUCGGCCAAGAACAGCAAGGGCAAAGGAAAAGGUAGUCACAACACAAGGCCGACCACAACAGUGUUAGACGGCGGUCACUGUCUCCAUUGUUACAAGCCGUUCCCCGGACUGCAUGACACAACCACCUGUAAAUACCAUGCCGGCUAUAAAGCGGAAGAUGAAAUGACGGGUGACCACAGAUGGUCAUGCUGUGACCAGUUUGUGGACACUGCGGCUGACCAUUACACACAACACAAAUCGACAGGGUGUUGCGAGGCAAAGGUGCACAACUGGCGAACUCAUGAGAAGGCAAAAGGCAAGGAUCAUGACAAGAGCAAGCUGUACUCUUACCACUAAAUCCAAUUGUCAUCAAGACUUCAUUUGUGGCUUAUACCAAUACUUAGGUUGGAUUUUCUGAUCUGGACUGCAUGCUUAAGAAUGAUAUUUUGAUCAUUCCAUUGACAUUGCCUCUGUUUUGACGGAAUAGUGUAAAGUCUCAUGUUGCUUGCAAUUAAGGACAAAAAACAAACAAAAAGUUAACUAUGUACAGAAACAUUGCCAUAGAGUUGCUGUAAUCGUUUUUCAGUUUUAGGAGUUUUUCUAGUGGAUUAAUAAUGUAUGUCAAUAUACAUAAUUACAUCUAUUAUUUUAUAUUACAUGUAUACACUAAUGAUAUAAGUAUGUGUGUUGUAUAAAUAUACUGCCUAACACUGAAAAAAGAAUCACUUUAAAAGAUAAUUUGACACUUCAGUUCUUUCUCACAAAUGUUUAUUGUUACAUGCGAUAACUUCUGUGUAUAAUAUGACUUGUUGUUAUUAUUUUAAAAUUUUGUUAUGUUUAUUUUUGCGAUCUUUUACAUCAUUGUUCAUUUGUGAUACAUGUCAAUAAAAUGAC